Clunio marinus is the source of this 201-nucleotide messenger RNA. NCBI's taxonomy places the organism in Eukaryota, Metazoa, Arthropoda, Insecta, Diptera, Chironomidae. The record is from the annotation of a GenBank genome assembly.
AUGUCUCACUCGACACAAGCAAAGCAAGAAAAAAAUGAAGGAAAAUCUUAUAUUGACCUUGUGCUUACUUCACAUCAGAAUCGGGCGGGUGGGAGUGAUUCAGAGCAAUCAAAUCACUGUUAUGUUAUCAUCGAGCAUUACAUGAAUAAAUUUCUAUCUUGUCUACCUCACAAGCACGUUCUUCUAUUCAAUUUAUGGUAA